ACAUUUCCGAACUAAUUCUAGGAGGUCUAAGUCCUACAAUCCAGCCACGACUACGAAGAGGACACUUUUUUUUUGGAUCUUGGAGCUAACAGCAGACAGAACCAGCCCCCAGACCGUGAGUUGAUAAAACACCGGUCCACUAGCAGACGUUCAGACAUGCAGGUGUACAUCCUUCUGCUGGUGCUGGCGUCGUGUCUGCUGGGGUCAGCUGACCAUGACGGGUGUGAGAGCAAGCAGGCCUCACCUGUGGGCCAGGCCCAGGUGGUCUAUGAGUGGGUCAGCGUGGAGUAUGAGUGGCCCACCGAGGCGAUGCGGGCCCAGUAUGUGGCGGACGGCCGGUUCGUUGUCUCGCAUAAUUACCUGUCGGCCGUCAAGACGCACAGGGACAAGGUUUACGUGACCGUCCCCAGGCUGGGCUACACCACGGGCGUCCCGUCCACCCUCAACGUUCUGGUAACCAGUGGCAACAAGACUCUACUGAGGCCUUUCCCCAGCUGGGAGGCUCAGGAGCUGGGCAACUGUAAUGCCAUACAGUGUGCAAUGAGUAUCGAAAUCGACCCCAUCACUGAGUUUAUCUACGUCAUCGAUCCAGGCCGACCGGUCAUCUUGGGAAACACGACCAAGAUCCCUGGGGUCACCUACUGUCCAGCUAAACUUGUCGUCUAUAACCUCAGAGACGGAAGUUUAGUCCGGAGACAUUUUUUCCCAGAAGACCUAGUCAUCAAGGAGACGAACUUCCUCAACGACAUCGUCAUCGACAGGGGGAGCCGCUACUCCCUCUCGGCCAGGCACGUCUACAUCACCGACGCCAUCGACUCCAAGCUCAUCGCCUUUGACCUGACCUCCAACAGGACCUCCAUCUUCCAGCACCCCAGCAUGGACGCCGAGCUGGGGGACGGGGCGGAUAUCACCGUCAACGGGGUCAAGUACACCAUGAGGAUCCCCAUCGACGGGCUGGCCAUCUCUAAAGACUUCCACUACGUGUAUUACUGCGCGCUGGGCAGCAAAAAAUUAUACCAAGUACCGUCUCGAGCUUUGAGAGAUUCAAGACUCAGUUUCGCUUCUCAUGUCAGAUACGUCGGAUCGAAAGUUUCUCAAACAGGCGGAAUGACGUACGGAACGCAUAAUUUGUAUUUCGGAGCGUUGGGUGAAAACGCCGUGUACAGAUGGGACUUUGAUUACGACAAGGCUCGACAAAACGCUCACGACGACGAGGUGGAGAUGAAGACGCAGACGCUGAUCGCGAAAGACGAUGCCAGGAUGCAGUGGCCGGACUCGUUCACCAUCGAUGACCACGGCUACCUCUGGUUUUCUGCCUGCAAGGCUCAACUGUUUCUCCGUGGGGGUAUGGACUACACCGGUAACAGCGGCCCGAAUUAUAGGAUUUGGAAAGUGAAGAUUUCGGAAGAGAGUUAUCUCUACUCUCCGUAUGCUGCGGCGGUGGUCAUAGGGAAAUAGCUGGUCAACUUUGUGAAGGAUAAUGUGGUUGUUGGGAUGUAUAUUUGAGUAGAAAUAAUAUUGUAAUUAAAUGUAAAUUUUGUAAGAUCUGAAUAGAAUCAUUAUGAAGUGGUGUAUUAAAAAUAGAAUAAAAUAUGUAUUGGAUAAAUGUGUUGGCGU
Physella acuta is the source of this 1617-nucleotide messenger RNA. RefSeq lists its product as uncharacterized. Lineage: Eukaryota; Metazoa; Mollusca; Gastropoda; Physidae. The record is from RefSeq and is a predicted model, not a curated record.